Molecule: messenger RNA, 3045 nt
Organism: Lodderomyces theae
Lineage: Eukaryota; Fungi; Ascomycota; Pichiomycetes; Serinales; Debaryomycetaceae
Gene: MED15
Product: Med15p
Exons: 1
Coding region: 1-3045 (1014 amino acids)
Biological process (GO): regulation of transcription by RNA polymerase II
Cellular component (GO): mediator complex
Molecular function (GO): transcription coregulator activity
Source: RefSeq, a predicted model, not a curated record
AUGAAUAUCAACAAUGGCGUUCCAAAUGGCAACAACUUGACCGGGGCCACUUCUUGGCACGGCAUGUAUACAGGCGAGGAGAGGCAGAAAGUAGUUCAAAUCAUCAUGGAUACAUUGUCCGAUCUUCAUGGAACGAACCCCAACUUUGAUUUUCAGCGAUUAACAAAGAUGGCUCAGGACUUUGAAAGAAUUGUAUAUGAGAAGUCUCCUUCGCGUGAAGACUACUUGAAAGCCAUCAAGCUGAAGGUGAGUCAGUUGAGGUUGCAGAAACAACAAGUUAUUGGUCAAUCAAUUUCUUCCAACAACCAAGUGAACAACCAGCAACAGCGGCCCCAAUCCCAACAAAUGGCACGUAAUUCAUUAAGCUCAAACGCAAAUAUGAAUCAGAUGAAUCCACAGAAUAUGCAGUUUUUACAGCAACAAGCGCAAGCACGAAGCCAAUCGCAAGCUCAGAUACAAGCGCGGCAACAACAGCUUCGACAAAUGGUAAAUAAUCAACAAAACCAAGGCAUACAAUCUUCGCGGCCAUUGGGGGCACAAUCGAUCCAACAGCAACAGCAGCAGCAGCAGCAACAACAACAACAAGGUCUCACUGCGGAAUCACAACCUGUAUUUCCACAGAGAACGGAAGCAAAUACUAAUGUGCCAACAGGUACCGAUCAGCAAGUUCCCCCACAGCUUCUUCAACUUAUUAGGAACUCCCCCAUUCCCCCUCCUUUACUUAGUAAAAUCCCCAAUCUACCAAAAGGUGUGACCACCUGGAAUCAAAUAUUCGAUUGCAUCAAAAGGAAAGUAAUUUCCCAGGAUAUUUUACCCUUGGUAAGAGAUAUCCAUUCGACUCAUAUGCAAUUGGUUAUGCGUCAGCAGCAACAGAAAAUGAAUGUUAGAAAUGAUGGUAAUCCUUCUGCUGCACCCCCACUCACUGAGGACAACUUGAAAUCAAGUCAAGUGAAUCGUCCUGUUGGGCAGGUUAAUCUCAACAAUCUCACCCCUCAACAAAGACAACAGGUAUUACAAAGGCAACGUGAGGCUCAACAACAGCAGCAAAUGUCACAGGGAGUAAGUCAAAUGGACCCAGGUUUGAAUCAAAACUUCAAUUCUCAAGUGCUUUCUCAACAACAAGGAUUACAACAGCAACCGGCACAUGUAGGGCAGCCACAGCCACAAAGUGCGAUUUCACUUCAAAAGGCACCUUUGCAGCAGCAAUCGCAACAACAACAACAACAACAACAACAACUGCAACUGCAACAAUCGUCUUUUGAGCAGAAACCUCCACAAUUCCAGGUCACACAGCAAGAUUAUGCAAAGUACUCAAAUGAUGCGUUGACUCUACUCAGUCGCUUGCAACAACAAAAGCAGAUUUCUGGUCAGCUCGAUGCGAAUAUGAAGGAUGCAUUUGUUCGAAAAUAUAUCCUUCACCAGAAGAAUCAACUCUGGAAGCAACAGAUUGCAGCUCAGCGGGGUCCAACUGGGUUAGGAAUCCAAAAUCCUCAGCUGCAAACUCCACUGAUUACACAAAAUGCCCUGAUUUCAAUGCAGCUGAACGGGGUCAAUCUCAAAGGCAAACAGGUUCCUGUUCAACAGCAAGCACUGCCUUUGAUCGGUACUUCAAGUACUCCAAUGUUGAAUCCAAACAUGGGGGUUCCUAACAACCUUUCGUCUCCAUUGAUGAAUCAAAGGGGUCCAGUCAUGAAUGAACCUACAGUCCCUCCUUCUAGACCAAUACGCACAGCUGCUAAUACUAGUUUGAGCUCAUUACUCCCUCCGUUGACAGAUGAGACAAAACUUCGUCUUAGGCAGUUGAUUGAAGAAGUGUCGAGAAACAAUGUUUUGUUGAGGGAUGUGACAAAUUUACUUCCUCCUAAAGAUAAAACUGCAGUGCGAGACACCAUGAAUCGGAUACAGGAACAGUACGGAAAUGUUGACUCGAUAAUCAGCUAUUUUUACUUGCUUACCAAAAACAUUGAGGGAACCAAGAGGCUUAUUCAAAUGAAGUACAUGACCAAGAACAUUUUAGAGAAUUUGAAGAGAGGAGUUUAUUUGGCGGGUCCGGACUUGUUAGAAAAGUUGAGGAAUCAAUAUGCCAAGUAUUUUGAUUAUGUGAAGGAGCAGAUAACCCAGCGUAGACAACAAAUGGCUGCCUCUGGAGCGCCUCAGUCUCAGCAACUGCAACAAUCACAACCUCAACUGCAGUCACAGAUUCAGGGAAGUCAGUCAUCAAUGAUGGGAGGACCCUCGUCGAUGGAUCAAAUGUUUGGAAACCCCAAUAUUCAAGGAUCGCCUCAGUUGUUUGCACCACCCAACAUGAACCAGUCUCUGCCACAACUUGCUCAAGGUCUUCCCCCUCAGGUACCACCACCUCAGCAACAAUUUGUUAACCAGGGUAUGGGUAUGCAAGGGCUUCCUUUGGGCGGCACACAACUUCCACAGCAGCAGAUGCAGAUGAACCAGGCUUGGGGUAAUGUUCCCAACUUGCAACAACAAUUGCCACAGCAAGUUGCACAACCGAAUGUGCAGCAGUCACUUCCGCAACAACGUAACGUGGCUUCACAGGUUAAACCGAAAAAAGCUCCACCGAAGAAGAAGCGCAACAGCUCUGUAGCAGCAGCCACGCCCAACGCAAUUGCCUCAUCAAUAAAAACUCCGCAUAAUGUGGGUACACCACAGAUCCAAAAUUCUUUACAAUCUCCACAGAUCAAGCAUACACCUGCCCCAUCAGCACCCACACCGAAACCUAAUGUCCCUACUAGUGUACCUUCAACAACUGCACCAUCUACGGGCGCCACGUCUACUGGUGGUUCCACACCAAACUCACACUCUACUCCAGAGAUUGACAUUUUUUCAAUGUCAAAUGACCUGGUGAAGCGCAGAGAACUUUCGCUAACCGAUCCACAGCAGUUCUUUGUUGAGUCUAUGAGGAAGUUACUCGAAUUGGAUGGGAUGGGCAAGGAUAAACAGAUUAGUUCUGCGGCUGCUCUCUGUGCCAUUAGUACUAGUUUUAGACAAGUUCAAGAGAUUGACGAAAUGUGUGAAAAUGUUUUUUAG